AGUGCUGCUUCCCCUCAGCUGUGGCUGAUUGGCACCUGGUGUCAAUCAGCCAGCUACUAUUUAAACCUGCCUUCUCCUCCAGUCAUUGCUGGAUCAUUGUCGUUCCUACCUGUCGUGUCGUUGUAUGCUGUCGUUGCUACCUGUGUGCGUUAAGCUUUCCCUGGAUCCUGACUCCUGUUCCUGCUUCCUGGUUUCUGGCUACUUCAGCGUGUUAGCGGUCGUACUGAGGACAGACAACAACUCACCAUGGACAGAUGAGUUUGACAGAAUUGAAUUAUCGUGUUUGAUCGACUCGAUUUCCACUAACAGUCCCAGAAUCGAGUGGAAAAAGAUCAAAGCUGAGGGACCGAGCUACGUGUACUUUAACAGGAAGGUUAUAGGUGACUUGGAGAACAGAGCGGUCAUCAGAGAGCCAGCCACGUUGGUGAUAACCAACGCCACACGAUUGGACACGGCAAAAUACCGCUGUGAGGUCACAGCUGCUGACGACCAGAAGUCUUUUGACGAGAUUGUGAUUGACCUUGUUGUUCGAGUUAAGCCGGUUAUUCCAAAAUGCAGCGUCCCCAAAUCGGUACCUUUCGGGAAGUCAGCAGAGCUGAGUUGUAUAGAGGAGGAGGGCUUCCCGAAGUCUCAGUACCAGUGGUUCAAGAACAAGGAGGAGAUUCCUGACGACCCAAAGAGUAGCCACACAUUCUUCAACUCCUCAUACACACUCGACUCGGAAACAGGAAUUCUGAAGUUCAUCUCUGUCAGAAAAGAAGACGCGGGCGAGUACUUCUGCCGAGCAAGAAACGAUGCAGGAUAUGCUGAGUGUCCGCCGCAGAAGAUGGAAGUCUAUGAUAUUGAUAUUGUGGGGAUUAUACUUGGAGUGGUGGUGGUGGUCGUGGUGCUCAUAUGUAUAUCAGCAGGGAUCUGCUGUGCGUACAGAAGAGGCUACUUCGCAAGUCAAAAACAGGCGGGGAACAAUUACAAAGUUCCAGCAAAAGGCGAUGGCGUGGACUACGUCAGGACGGAGGAUGAGGGUGACUUUCGGCAUAAGUCUUCAUUUGUGAUCUGAACAAGGCGAGAUGACAUUAAGGUGCCAAGUGAAACGUGACGUGCGGAACCGGCAGUCCACGUCUCAUCAGAGAGCCGCCACAGUUCAGGCUGCGAGCGCUUGGCAUGACUGAUAUCCAACUUUCCAAAUCCAACAGUUUGCCAAAGGUGACAAGAUUCGACAGGACGACAGUUUGCAAAACAUUUCACAGAUAGGUUUUAUUUUUGCCGGCAAUUUUAAUCUUUUUCUCGGCUGACUUUCAAAUUUUUUGAUGGCAAAACUCAAAAUCCACCAUUAUCAAAAAAAUCCAGACACAUCACCACACAAUGCUUCAAACUUUUUUUUUCUACUGUUGAAAUUUGUCACUCUAUUUUUGAUGGAAUAUAUUUUAAAUGCCUAUAGAUAAAGGUUUACUUUUUUAAAUAUUUGUAAAAUACUAACUGUGUUUUUUAUUCUAAUUAUUAUUUGCUUGUGGGUUUAAACAUGUUACUUUAACUACUUUGCAUUAGCUUGUAUGCAUUUAUACCUUUGCCAUUGGACAAAAAGAAGGACAAACGGAAGUAGACUCGCGUCAGCAUAUCAACAUGUGGUUCAUGAUCGGCGGUUUUAUUUAACUCUCCGCUGGGAUCGCCCGGGUUCCGUUGUCCGAGACCUCCAGUUUUGUUUGUAGAUAGUCUUAGCGAGAGGCUUUGAAGAGUGCCAGUCAAAUGCUGUGAAACACUGUACAUGAUCAGUGCUGCGUUUUCUUGAUUUUAAGUGUCCUUCUCUGCUUGCUGUUCAUCUUGUAUAUAUCGGAUUUACUGUAAAGAGUGUUGCUGUCACGCCGUACGUUCAGUAUUUAACCGUCAGUAUAUGACAGGCUGUAUAAGUUAACCUUCCAGACCCAAAAACUAACAUGAAGGUACUGUUUACACUAAAAAAUAAGGGAGCACAGAUACAGUAUAUUUUCCGAGAACAGCUGCUACGUUACAGAAGGUAGCGGUUGAAAUCAUGUGUGGGACAGAAGCGUGAAUUAGAAUAUAUCAUCAGCAUUCUGGGUGGGGCUUGAUGGCAAAGAUUGCCAAAAUGAUAUCGUAAAAAUAAACUUGGUACUGUAAAAACAACGAUCGUAUAUUUUAAUGUAAAAAAUAAAAUGGCAGCUUUGUCCCUGGGAUUUUACCUUAAAAAAUGUGGUACUCUUUUUCCAUUUACAGUAAUGCACUUUAAAAACAAACAACCAUACAUUUUAUGAUAAAAAAAUAAUUUAAAAAAUGGCAGCUUCGUUGCUAGAAUUUUACGGUAAAAAAAGUUUACGGUAAGCACUGUAAUAAAGGCUAAAGAUUUUAUAGUAAAAAAAAACCACAAAAAAAAAACCUGGCAUCUCCGUUGCUGGAAUUUUACCUGAAAAAAUUGGUUUCCAAUUAUAGUAACGCACUGUAAAAGCAAAAAAACGUAGAUUUUAUGGUUAAAAAAACAACAACUGGUAGCUCAGUCGAAAUGUUUUACCAUAAAAAUAAGAGGUAUCAUUUUUCCAUUUACUGUAAUGCACUGUAACAACAACGAGCGUAAAUUUUACAGUAAAAAAAAACUUCAGCUCAGUCGCCAGAAUUUUACUGUAAAAAGAACAGUGGUACAUUUUACGGUAAAAAUCGGGCAACUCAGCUGCAAGUUUUUUUUACCGCAUAAUCUACAAAAAAUGUACAGUGUGGCCUUUAUUACAUUGCUCAGGUAAAAGGGAAAAAGUACAACAUUCCUAGAGCAUAACAAAUAGAUAAGGUAGAACAAAAAGUAACAUUUAUGUCAGAGGCCAGGCAACAAGACAAGCAGCAAUAGUAGACACACGAGAAGUGUCGCUCUAAACGCUGGUCGUUUAUACUCAGGAGAGCGGACCUCUAUGGUUUGUCCUUCAAGCUGCUUCUCAGUCAAACACACCAUCAGCAGGUUCUCCCUGUUUUCAUGGAUAAAUUCCCACCGUUGAGAUAUUAUUUUGACGUCCAUCGACUCAUUCUGCUUGAGCGUGGUGCAGACGAGCAGUGCUUCUACGCUCAUACUGCUUUGCCAAGUUUUUGGAUGAUUCCUUUCUUUCACUCCAUGAAUAUCAUCCACUUCUCCUUCUCAGCACUGUCCUUCCUAUCCAUUCUUGGAAAAACUAAGUUACGUCCAUCUCUAGCUGUACUCUAAUGCUAGCGAGUAGGACAUGUUGUUUCGGUCGGGUCUUUCAGAGUUCACUGUGACAUUUGCUACGCCAACUGAGACAUUUCUAGCGGCGUUCAGUGUCAGUCUUAAAGCUGGAUGGGACAAUACCGUGGCUUGGGAGGACGCUUUAGAAUUCUACGCAAUCUGAUUGGUUGAAAUAGUCUGAUUGAUUGACAGGCCGGAAAUGUGAAGUGAAUUAUAUAUAUAUAUAUAGUGCUUUUUUCUUAAUGGCUCAAAGCGCUUUACAUUGAUAAACCCAUUAUCUACAUUUAGGCAGUGUGGGUGCAGCUGGGAGCAGGGUGGGUGAAGUGUCUUGCCCAAGGACACAACGACAGUGACUAUUAUGGUGGAAGCUGGAUACGAACCAGGAACCCUCAAGUUUCUGGCUGGCUGCUCUGCCAUCUGAGCCAUGCCGCCCAUUCAUCUUGGGCAUUAUUAUGCACAAGCAGGUCCACUUUUUCAGGCUUGUAAUUGGCCAAAAUGCUUUUUUUUUGACAGAAUUUGUUCUAAAACACCAUAGUGAGGAAACUUUUUUUUAAACUAUCCAUGUUUAUGUGGGCAUGAACUAAUUUAAAAGCGGUUGCUGUUGUGCCCGGUUGUUCCGUUGAUCUGUAGACAGGAAACAAACAAAAAAAGAAUAAAAUAAAAGGCAUAACAGAAAGACGUUAGUGCGUAAUCCUGCUAACUAACAAACAUGUUUAAAAUAGAAGCACCAUAUAUGACCUAGACAUCUUAUCUAGUAACCUGUUAUCAACAUAGCCUAUAAUUAGUUGACAUCUGCAACAAUGGAAAUGUAUCAGUACAACACAAGAGAGUAUUUAUAGUUGUGACUUAAGGGGAGGAGAUCAAAGUUUGAUUAGUUCCUCUCAAGGGUCUGGAGGGUUAACAAAGUCACUCAUAUUUUCUGUUGUUUUAUUUAGUCUGUAGUGAAGUACAAUCCGGCAUUUUCCUGCUGCAGCCGCUGUGCUUCAAAACAUGACUAAUUGUCCAGUGGCUGGCGGUGUGCCUCCUUGCUCCGCCCCGUAGCAGAAUGAAGUGGAUGCAGUGUAACAAUAUCCUAUUCAGAGGUGAUAUCAAACACACAAGGCUGAUAGAAAGGUAACAUGAAACAACAUUGAUGCACGCUGACUCGUGUGUUCCUGAACAGCUGACCACUGCCUGGUUUUUUUCUUGUCAUGCUUCCAAGCGCAGUAAACACAAACAAGACUAUUUCUGUAAAUUUUAUGCAUACAUAGUGAUGAAUAUUCUCUGUGAGUAUUAUUUGGGAUUCUGAUCAUCAGUCAUGGUUAGGAGGACAAAAUGGUGUUUUUGUUCAAAUCAGGGGUGUCCAAAGUGCGGCCCGGGCGCCAUUCUGACUUUUUAUUGACCCUCAGUGUAUUGUCAAAAAAAUAAUUCAAGCUAUUCCACCAAAUCAGUGCUAUCUGCUUGUUGUAAAUCCUAGAAUAAACCUACAUGUCUGUCUUUUUCAGCUCUAAUUCUAAAAUACACAUACUGAACUAUUUAUGUUUGCUAAAGGUUUCUAAGCAUUUCAGUGACAGGAGUGAGUUUUUAGCAUAGAAUUAGCAAAUUCUAGCCAUAUUGCAUUUACGCUAAUAAACAUUACAGAGAUUCAACAAAACAUUUGUAUUCUAAAAUAAAUGAUUAGGUAACAGGACUGUGGUGACAUUUCCCACAACUGAAAAAUGAAUAAGUGAAAUUACUUUUGUUCUUCCCAUGGCCUGCAGAGGACGUGAAUGAUGCAACUUCCUGUCUAGAUCAUGUGACUUGUGGAAUGUUCCACGUUUUACAGGGACAGGACUAAGUGAAAACCUAGAGACACAACUAAAGUGUGAAUUUUAACUACAUUGUUUUAAGAAAACAAGCUUAAAGAGGAACUUCUCUUUUUUUGGAAUUUAGCCUAGCAUUCACGAUCAUUAUGAGAAUUUUUUUUUUACGGUUUAACAUGUAAAAAUCGUCUCGUUCUUGGUGGCUAGCAACGCAGCUAAUGGAAGCAAUCAAUUCUACCUCUAAAUCACUUCUAAAAUGCAUUCAAAAACUGUCAACAAUACUUAAUUUACGUUCCGUAACCUGUAUAAUAACCAAGCUGCAGCGACAAACAACUGAAAAACUCAUUUUUUCUGGCAUAGUAACACAUCGCCAUGCUACGGUAUUAGCCGGAAAAGCUAACUACGGAAAGAGAUAAGCAUGCUUUUACGUCAACACAAAACGCAUUUGAGUUUGUAAUGCACAACAUAUUGCGAUAGGACACUAAUAUGUACUGACUGAAAAACAUGAACUAUCAUAUUACAGUAUCUGUAAAAUUUUAGCCCACAUUUCUUGUUUUGUUUGUACACAGCUAGCCAUACAACAUAUGUACUGUAGUUGUAAUAACACACAUGACGUGAUGCAUGUGUCAAGUACAAUAAUAAAGUUUGACUCACUCGAUGCAUAGUUGUGCGUUGGGUCCAGCUGGCCAGGGACAUUUUUUCCGGUUUAUUUGGGUAACCACUACAUUUUUGUUUAGGGCUGGGUAUCGUUUGAAAAUGUUCAAUACCAGUCCCAAUACCAGUACCCUUAAAACGAUACCGACACCAACUGAGUACCGUAUUUUUCGGAGUAUAAGGCGCACCGGAGUAUAAGUCGCACCUGCCGAAAAUGCAUAAUAAAAAAGGAAAAAAACAUAUAUAAGUCGCACUGGAGCCCGGCCAAACUAUGAAAAGAACUGCGACUUAUAGUCCGAAAAAUACGGUACUUCAUUCGAUAUUAAUCAUGUGAAAAGAAUGCAAUGGGUUGCGUAAUUGUCACAACUCCUCCCCAUUCAAUCAAUCAAUCAAUCAAUGUGUAUUUAUAUAGCCCUAAAUCACAAGUGUCUCAAAGGGCUGCACAAGCCACAACGACAUCCUCGGUACAAAGCCCACAUAAGGGCAAGGAAAAAAUUCAAGAUGUUUACACGAAUACAUUUUGAAAGUGCUCAAAUAUUUAUUAAAUAACUGUACAAACAUGUACAACAAAGUAUUAUUUCCGCUGUGUAAUUAGCUAAGCCAGCGUUAGCUCACAUGCCUACGACAUGCCCAAAACGAUUUACUUGACAAUAGGUGUUUUAACACACCAAGGAUGAGCGCUGUUAACAUAGUAACCGUUUAUAUAUUACCUGAAGUUAUCGACGGUUGAGCAGUGUCCUGUUGAGAUGACGAUGCUGGUGUUGUAGAAGCCGGCUUUUUAAACACAGUACAGUUCUCCACCCAUAAGUUUGCUUCGUGCUUGAUGCGGUGUGUAAUCAUAUUACUAGUAUUCCCCGUUUUCCCCGAAAUAAUCUUGCCGCAUUGUAUGCAUUUUUUUACACCCGGCGCCACAGGCGUGUUGUACAACCUUACCGUUGACCGUUUUGCUGCCGGCAUCUCGGAAUGAUGACCACCCAAUUUUGCACUGCUUCAACCCGCUUUACCGCCAUACAAACUGUUGUUGUUGCGGUGGUGGACCAAUCACAUGCCGCAUUGAAUCGAAGAAUGCUUGUAGUGAUUGGCUGCGAGCAAAACCAUAGAAACAGUAAUGUUUUCUUUGAUCUGGGUACAAAAAGAACCGAUCGCAGGUAUCGUUUGACAGACGCAGUUUCGAUACUACUUGGUAUCGGGUUGUUUCGGGCACUUGUCAAGUUCCACAUGUUCAGUGCCAGAGUCACUUUCACCUCACUCUCUCAGCUUCUGUCCGAUCCAACUAUUCACCCUUCCUUCGUGCUGGCUUUGAGACGCAGUAAUUCAUCCUCAGGUAAGGUUGUGUAUCCUCAUUUGUCCAGAAAUAGUCGUCUUCGUUGUUUAUUACGAAGUCUGCUGCCAUCAUUAGAACACACGCUUGCGUUGCCAGAAGUCGGAAGUGUUCCGGCAAUGAUUAAAAUGACCAAAAUAGAGUAAAUAUUGAACAUAUGACAUAUUGUUAUGAACAUGUCUGUUACUAUAUAGACUUGCAGUGUGUAUAUAAAACAUAGCUGGAGGGUUUUGAAGUUGUUUUAGAGGGCUUUGAAGGCUACAAUGGUGACUCCCAUUAGCCGCAUGUAUUAGUAUUAUUUUUAUCAUCUUUAAAAUCUUUAAAAAAAAGAAAAGAAAAGACGUGUGUUCUUGUUUCUCAUAAUGAUUGUUAAAGAUAGGCAAAAUUCCCCCAAAAAAGUGCAGUGCAUUUUGGUCAGCGGCAGUAGGCAACAAGUGCUAUUUUUAGGGUUUAAUCAAGUGGAAUUAGUCAAACAGAAAGCACUGGUAGGUAUGAACAAUACUAACCUGUUUAUUAUCAACCAACUGGAAUUGACUUAUGCUAUCUUUAAGUUGAAGUGGAGUGGUAUUUAGGUUUUUUUGGCGACACCUAGUGGCCACAAUAAUUCCUGAAGUUGGUGACGCAGUACGUUGAAUGAUGCGGACACAUUUGUUACUGGAUACGUUCUAAUACUUCUGCCUUGGAGACUUUGUAUGUGUAAGUAAUAUGUAAUCAUAAUUAUUUGAUACAUGUUUAUAUUGACAAAUGUGCUGUUUUAGACUGCAAUGUUGUUCAAUUAAGGACACUUACUGUCUGGCUUGUCUGCUAUUGUGUGCUCAGCUGUUGUGUAGCUGCUAGCUCCUCGUAGCCUAUAGUCUACUAUGUUUACCUUUUGUAAAUGACUCAAAUACAAGAAAAGACCAACCUUGUGUGCUUAUUGGAGGACAUUUAGAUGUCAUAUGCUUGUGUUGGAUAUUUUAGAUGCAACCCGAUAUUAUACGAUACCUGUUUUUUUCUGUUAAUAUCGGACCGAUAUCAAUAUCAGAUUAAGGCACCAUUUACUAAUUUCCCAAUGUUCAAGGUAGUUUAAAUUAUGAUUUUAAAUUGCGUUUAUUGAAUACAAAAUCAGAUCAAUUUGCAGGAUACUUUUCUUAAUAAAAACAUAUCUUACACAUUGGUCAUAUAUAUGCUUGUUUUGUCAGCUGUAACACAACAUGUUUUGUUCAGAUAUCUCAUUAUGUUGUGACCAACGUUGGAUUAGUUUUAGCAACUUAAAUGUACAAAAUGUAGCCAAGUGGCUUACGCGUCCUAUUUAUU
This is a messenger RNA of Nerophis lumbriciformis (worm pipefish), 8248 nucleotides long. It is a transcript of the gene jam3b, whose product is annotated as junctional adhesion molecule 3b. Gene Ontology annotation, molecular function: protein homodimerization activity; protein heterodimerization activity; cell-cell adhesion mediator activity. Gene Ontology annotation, cellular component: cell-cell contact zone; plasma membrane; protein complex involved in cell adhesion. NCBI's taxonomy places the organism in Eukaryota, Metazoa, Chordata, Actinopteri, Syngnathiformes, Syngnathidae. The record is from RefSeq and is a predicted model, not a curated record. Gene Ontology annotation, biological process: cell migration; cell-cell adhesion.